UUGCCCCUUUCCGAGUGAACUUAAAUGCGCCGUUAGAAGCUGAAGCUCCGUGGAAUAGCGUUCCAGCUAACUUCUCCUUCGACCAUGCCUGGGAAGUGCAAAUUUCAGGAGUCCUGGCUUUCCAAGGAGGCUUACAAAGACUGGCUGGUUAAGGACACCCAUGACAUUCACUUCGCUCGAUGUCGGGCCUGUUGUAAAUCCAUUAAACUUCAGACCAUGGGCGAGGCUGCUCUCACCAGCCACGCAGGGGGAGCUGGACACAAAGCGGCGGUGCGCAAGCUUGUGGAAGGCAACUUAAGGAUGAUAAAUGCUGCAGGGCAGAUGAACGGCAGCUUGAAUCGGUGUGAUGCACAGACUGAAGACAGCAAGGACCACGUGGCUAUCUGCCUGCAACGUCACGACCUGGAUAGACUACCAGGGAACGACUGGUCAGAUCCGCAACACAGCCCCGUGUCAAACUCCAGUCUCCACAAUACUGAGCUGCAGGAUGCAUCCUUCCCUGCUGCCUACUUUACAGCAGCAGGGACCUCCGGCUUUGUCACCCAGCGUCUCAUCCCGCCGGUAGGCGGCCGGACACAGGAAGCGGCGGAUCACCAGCAGAGGGCAGAAGUCCUGGAGCAACAGCAGCACAUGAAGCUGCUAGAGUGGGAGAACAGGAUGAAAGUGCUGGCGUGGGAGCAGGAGCUGGUGAGGGAGAAGACACGAGCAGCUCGCCAGAAGGUGAAAGCCUUCAGGAUGAAGAAGAACUACUACAAGGCCAAACUAAAGAGGAUGGGAGAGGUUGUGCCGCCAUCUUCCCCCGACACCAGCGACGAAGAGAGAGGCCCCGAUCCCACGGGAUGAGCCGAGUUUUUACUUUUAGCCAUUUAAGCGCUUGUCCCACAUGCCCUCGAAGUAUUUUAAUGUAUGGUUUUGUACCUGAAUGCUUAGACUGUUCUUCGCCUCAUCAGUCUAUCCUGCACAAGGGGAACAUUUGCUUGAGUAGAGCAAGCUACGAUAUCAGGCCCGCUUUUUUUUUAAAUUAUUAUUAUUUACUUCUUAAGUGAGCUACACCAGAAAGUUGGCAAGUCUGAGAGUUCAAACCUCAGAUAAAGUAAAUUAUGAGUAAAAUUCAGCCAUACAUAAAUUUUUUUCCCUACCCUUAUUAGGAGCCCAGCCCAGCUUUGAGCAAACUGAAGGGUAUUCCCUUGAUUGGUAGCCAAUCAAUAGCAACGCACACAUAGAUGAACAACCAUUGACCACUAUUGGACCAAUUUAGUAUCUUGAAUUAAAAUGCAUUUUGAUGGAAUUUCGAGUACACAGAAAACCACAUCAGCAAGAAAAGAACAUGCAAUCUCCACAGAAGAAACCCAAAGCCAAGAUUUGAAACCUGAACCACAGUACUGUGAGGCAGAUAUGUUUACCAUAUAAUAACUUGGGUCAAAUUGUGGCAAUCUUGACGAUGGCACCCAAGUAGUCUUCAAACGAUAUCAACAUAGUUUUCUGGAUUCAGUGGACCUUUACAUUGGAAUCUGCCCCUGAUGAUCAAUUCAGUAUUAAAACCUAAAUGUAGUGGAUAAAAUUGCAAUGUGUAUGGCAGUUAAGUAUGUUUAAUUGUUUCUUGAAGUACUCUAUUGCCUGUGGUGACACUUUGAUCCUGGAACAGAUUAUUUCUAUUACGUACUAAUAUUUCCUGUUGUCAAGGACCUGUUGUCUCAACAAUUAAUCUGUGGCACAACCCAACUCACGAUAUCACGCUAAUGAGCUCGAUAAUGCUAGCUUGUUAAUAAGCUUAGACAAAAUAGUAAUUAGCUAGUGUAAUGCGUUGAAAGAUUUUGGUCACCCAUUCUGCUUUUCCAAGGAUCCAAAUUGCUUGCACUAAUGCAGUUGUUACCAAGUUAACCAAAAUCAUAUUUCUACGCUUUCUCUGAUGUGUGAGUUACUCUCCUCAGACAGGACAGCCAGAAAAGCCACUGAACAGCUUUUCAAGUUUUGCAUGGCAGUAUAUGUUUUUGUCACGUGUGCCUGUGGUACUCGCAUCAUAUUUGCUUCUGCCAGCAUUCUUAUAUGGACAACCUUGCCUCACAUUGCGGCUUGUAUGUGCAUGUAUAACUUUGAAAUGUACCAAAAACAACCAAAAAGACCCCAAUGUAAUGAAUAAAUCCACCUUACAGCA
This is a messenger RNA of Syngnathus acus (greater pipefish), 2155 nucleotides long. RefSeq lists its product as uncharacterized. Bases 85 to 843 code for a protein of 252 amino acids. The transcript is spliced from 4 exons. The record is from RefSeq and is a predicted model, not a curated record. NCBI's taxonomy places the organism in Eukaryota, Metazoa, Chordata, Actinopteri, Syngnathiformes, Syngnathidae.